AUGAAUGAUCUGCGCGCAGAGCCUGCGGAGCGCCUGGUCGUGGGGCACACGCCGUCGGCGGGAGCAGAGGGGCUGCCGGUGGUGACGCCAGGUGACCCAGAAGGCCCUGCCCGUGUGGCCAUGGCAGAUCUUCUCGUGUCCCUGCGGGUGGCUUCCUCACCAUGGACCAGCAGCUGUGGGAGCUGCAGGUGUAUCUUCUGCUGCCAGCUCUCCGGUGUAGGAGAGAAGGGCGGGAGUUUUACACACACGCACGCGCGCACGUCCUCUGCAGGGGUCCUGGGCCGUGCACAGCCCGCGCAGGUGCAGUGUCUGCAGGGGUCCAGGCGCUUACUGCCGACGUGCUGCCCGGGGGCCUGGGGGUCACGCUGCGGGUGGUGUGUGGCCCUGUGGCCCCCCCUCGACCGAGCCCGCUCAUGCCCUCCGUGCUCUGCUGUUUCAGAGCAGACCUACUGCGACCGGCUGGUCCAGGACACGCCUUUCCUGAUGGGCUACGGGCGCCUCAGCGAGCAGCAGGUGGACAGAAUCAUCCUCCAGCUGAACCGCUACUGCCCCCAGAUCCUCAGCAACAGCGAUGCAGAGAAGUUCCGGAAUCCCAAGGCGUCCCUGCGCAUGCGGCUCUGCGACCUGCUGGGCCACCUGCAGCGGAGCGGCGAGCGGGACUGCCAGGAGUUCUACCGCGCCCUGUACAUCCACGCGCAGCCCCUGCACAGCCGCCUGCCCAGCCGGCUGGCCCCGCAGAACUCAGAUUGCACAGAGCUAGACUCGGGCACCGCGGGCCACGGGCUCAGUGACAGGGGACCCGUGGCUUUCCUGGCCUGCCUCGGCCUGGCCGCGGGGCUGGCGCUCCUCACCUACUGCUGCCCUCCAGACCCCAAGGUGCUGCCAGGGGCCCGCCGCGUCCUGGGCUUCUCCCCCAUCAUCGUCGACGGGCACGUCAGCCGCUUCCUGCUGGCCUUCCUCACAGAUGAGCUGCGGGGGCUCUGACGACCCUGCCCCCCCACCUCCCACCAAAGAACCCGCCUGCCCACCCGGGGGGCCACCACUUCUUUUCUAAUUGCUUAUUUUUCACUAUUUAUACUUUUUUAAGAAAGUUACCUUCGCCUGACAAAGGUGCUCAACAAUAUUAAACGUUGGAAUCUCA
Suricata suricatta (meerkat) is the source of this 1141-nucleotide messenger RNA. RefSeq names its product caspase recruitment domain family member 19 (gene CARD19). The coding region runs from base 1 to 984 and encodes 327 amino acids. The transcript is spliced from 7 exons. Gene Ontology annotation, cellular component: mitochondrion. The record is from RefSeq and is a predicted model, not a curated record. NCBI's taxonomy places the organism in Eukaryota, Metazoa, Chordata, Mammalia, Carnivora, Herpestidae.